ACUUUAAAACCUUUAACAACAUAGCUUUACUUCCGGGUUGUAGGUUUAUCUUGCUCUAGCUGACUUGUUGAAUAUGUGGUUUCAGACUGUAGCAUUGCUGAAUGUAUCACUAGGGAUAAGUCUGUGCUACGAACAUCUAUCAAAGGAUCGCAGAGCUAAUCAGAGUACAACAUGGAGUUGUCCAGCUAAUGACCCAGCUUGUACAACUUACUCACCAACCAAUGCAGUAGACGGAGACAUCAAUACAUGUAUGAGGACUGAAAUGAUCGGCCCUGUAUCUAGUUAUCCGUACAAGACGGUAUGGUGGUAUGUAGACCUCGAUGACAUAAAGAGUGUCUACAGCAUCAGGGUACAGUACAGGACCUACGGGCAACAGUAUGAAAUUCGACAAAGGGGAAGAAUGGCAGGGUUUGCUUUGUAUCUAUCAAACACAUCUAACAUUGAGAACGGCUAUCUGUGUUAUAAGGACGGACCAUAUUUACCUCCCUUGGACUUUAUCACCACCUGUGUCAGUCACGGCGUUAUGUUAUAUUUUACAACGAAAGACAACCAGGAGUGCAAUAUCCGGCUGGUUACGAAUUGGGGUCUUUGGUUGUCAAACGCCUGGCCGCUAUGGACAAGAAUGUGACCUGAUCUGUCCAUCUAACUGUGAUGAACAAAGAUGCCAUAUUGUUGAUGGAACUUGCCUUGGUUGUACUGCUGGUUGGAUAGGGCAUUUCUGUAACAAAACUUGUCCCGAUGGAUAUUACGGCAUGAAAUGUAGAUCUGGGUGUCUGGGACAUUGCAGGGAUGGAGUCUCAUGUAAUCACACAAGUGGAGAAUGUAACAAUGGAUGUGAAAACGGAUGGCAAGGAGUAAACUGUAAUCAAGAGUGUGAAGACGGAAGACAUGGUCCUAAUUGUGUAUACGCUUGUAGUGGCAACUGCCUGAAUAACAUGGCAUGUGAUAAGACAAAUGGAACUUGUCAAAGCUGUACACCUGGGUAUACAGGAAACUUUUGUAACAAUACUUGCAAUACUGGAUUUUAUGGACCAAACUGUUCAUACAAAUGUUCCAAUUGUAUAGAUGAUGCCUGUAACCGUUUCAAGAAAGAAUGCAUUUAUGGAUGUGCGGAAGGAUACGCCGGAAAAGGAUGUGAUCGAUCAUGCAAAUCUGGCUGGUUUGGAUUUAACUGUUCACAGAAAUGUAGUGACAAUUGCAUUGACCAGUUAUGUGACAACAUACGUGGUAAUUGUACACGUGGAUGUUUGACUGGGUGGUUGGGACAUAACUGCACUAAAGAAUGUCCCUUAGGAUUAUUCGGAGCAAACUGUGAACAAUGGUGUAGUCCAUACUGUGCAUUUAAUGACACAUGUGACAGAACAAAUGGCAGCUGUCCUAGAGGAUGUCAACACCCAUUUAAGGGUUCAAAUUGUGAUUUCAAAGACUCGAUUUCCCCAGACAAAGAUAUCCAAUAUGCUUACAUAGCUGCAAUUGUUGCAUUGAUAACACUCAACAUAUCAACAUGUGGUGCAUUCAUCUUCCUAAGCCAGGUACCCCAUUUUACACUUGGAUGGAGUGAGGAAAUUCGUGUAAAGUGUUUUUCCCAAGGACACAACGUCGGUCCUGCCGCGGCCAGGACUCGAACCCACGACCUUUUGGUCGAGAGUCUGACAGCCUAACCACUAACCACAACAGUGAUGCCAUUUGAUAUACAAACAUCACAAUCACGAUGGAUAUUCAAAGAACAGUUCUACUUCGCAUCAGCAAAGUACAAUGGAAACAUGUGAGGGUGUAAUAUUUCCAAAGAACAUACAUCGACCCUGGACACUAUGAAAUUACUGGCAAUAUUGCAAUUUCCAGUUUCUUAAUAAAAUAUCAUUUAGCGCAUAGCAUAAUGUCUGAUUGGGUUUUUUUUCUGACCUAAUAAAUACCUUUUCAAUGGUACCUUGAUACAAAUCCCGUCCUGUAUUACGUUCUGAUAUAAUCAAGGAAAAUUGUGUCACUGAAUGAGUUUUAAAAAAAAAUAUUUUAAGUGUGUUUUAUCACGACGGACAUGUUGACUUUAUGAUCAACAGAAAACUACGUAAUAACGACCUAAUAGUGACGUAAAAUACUAUAUUUCUGUUCCAAAUUAGCUACUCAUGUAUUUUUGCAAUUCUUAAAAUGAAACUGGUUACUUACAAGUAAGUUUAUGAUACAAGUAUUUCAAUAGAGGCGUCAAUAUUUUGUAAAUGGUAGACUGUUACCGUGAUUUUAUUCGGAAAUAGCUGUCUGAAGUGUUUCGCACCAAUUCUUAGGCUGUUCUUCGCAUGCGAUUUUGACUAUUGGUUAGUCUGCUUGCCUGAUGAGGAUAUAAGACUCAUGACAGGCCUGGCUGAUCAAAUUAAACUAAUUACUACUCCUAUCAACGUGAUCUCUCAUCUGGUAUUUCCAGGGAUCCAUAUCUCCCUUCCAUAUUUUCAUUCCUUGUAUCAUAUAUGAGACUAAACAUUGCUCGUUAUUUUCACUUUUCCAUAAUUCAAUUUUGACAAUUACAGACUAUUGUACUUGGAAAUGAGUCUUUAACAUGUUAUCAAUUGGGUGUUGACAUUAAAAUGCAUUAUUUAUAUUAAAUCCAAUGAGAACGAAUUAUGCUCCCUUA
Molecule: messenger RNA, 2623 nt
Organism: Ostrea edulis (European flat oyster)
Lineage: Eukaryota; Metazoa; Mollusca; Bivalvia; Ostreida; Ostreidae
Product: multiple epidermal growth factor-like domains protein 11
Exons: 11
Coding region: 378-1661 (427 amino acids)
Molecular function (GO): scavenger receptor activity
Source: RefSeq, a predicted model, not a curated record